Molecule: messenger RNA, 327 nt
Organism: Miscanthus lutarioriparius
Lineage: Eukaryota; Viridiplantae; Streptophyta; Magnoliopsida; Poales; Poaceae
Source: the annotation of a GenBank genome assembly
AUGGCUUGGCGCCUACGUUUAAGAACCGAAGGAAAGAACAACCAUGUAGCAACAUGGUGCAUCCAGAAAAUAUCAGUGGAAGACAGGAGAUGCGGCAUCACGAGUCAGACCUUUGAUCAUUUGAAAACCACUGAGGCUCUUUCUGAUUCUGUGAACCAGCUUAGUGGAUGGAACAAUAAAAAAUGCAUUCCGGCAGCAGAAGCUGCGCCACCGGGCGAGCAGGCCGCUGGCCGCCAUGUGCUUGGCCUGGCAGCAGCUGUGCCGUUGGGCCAGGCUGUCCUCAGCUGCACCAUAGUAGUCAGUAACCGUCACAGGUGCCGUGAUUAG